This is a messenger RNA of Tachysurus vachellii, 2302 nucleotides long. It is a transcript of the gene zwilch, whose product is annotated as zwilch kinetochore protein. Gene Ontology annotation, cellular component: RZZ complex. Gene Ontology annotation, biological process: protein localization to kinetochore; mitotic spindle assembly checkpoint signaling. The transcript has 19 exons. Lineage: Eukaryota; Metazoa; Chordata; Actinopteri; Siluriformes; Bagridae. The coding region runs from base 79 to 1833 and encodes 584 amino acids. The record is from RefSeq and is a predicted model, not a curated record.
UGACGGAAGACCGUUGGUGACGUCACGCGGCGGGAAGAAGGAAAAAAAAUUGCAGUAUAUUUUUUCCACAGACUCGACAUGAGAGCUAGGAUUGUUACAGAAGCCAAUAACUUCGUUCACUUUCUGAAGUUGUUUCAGGAGGACAACAGAGACUCCUGGGGUUUCCAGGAGUGUAUUAAAAUAUCCAAGUGUAAUGAUGAACCACUUCUCAGCAUCUCUGAGGGAAACAAACCUGUCUUCAUCUGUGAGAAAAUGCCUCCACCGGUUUGUGAGUCUGAGGAUGCAGAGACCACAGAUGAGAUCAGUUUCACUGAAGAAACACCUAUAAAACUGCAAGAACUCAACAAAGAUCCACUUCCGCUCAGUGUCAGUAGAGCAAGAGAGAUAUUGUCCUGGUACGUCAUGUCUCAGAAUCCGCACAUGUCCCAGGUGGAUGCUCAGGUUCUGCGUCCUCUUUGGGUCCGUUGUGACACACAGGACCCUGCUAACACGUCUUGGCUGGCUGCAGAGACCGUCUACGCUGGCAACAGGGCCACCGCUGUUAAAUUGUACACAGUCACGUGCGAAGGGUCAUCUGUGGAUGAGGCCUCAUUUAUUACAAUGGAUCAGCUGAAACAAGAACACCAGAACAGACACCAUUCCACAGCGGUGGUGACAAAAGCCUGGGCCAAAUACAGUCUUUUUUGUUCGUUGAAGGAAGAAAGUUUGCUUGUUGAUUCUGAGAACAAUAUAACAGCAUACUUUACAUGGAACAAUGUAGAGAAGGUGCUAGAGAUGCCACCCCUGUCAUCUACAGUUAUGCUGUAUAUCAAGGUGAUACCUGGAGACGUCAGGAGCCCUCUGUAUCAAACCUACAGAGAGCUGGAAUUCAUUUUGACUCUAGCGAAAGGCUUGAGAAAUGAGGAGAUUGAGUGGUUGGAGCCGCUGGAAACACGGUCUGCUGUGGAUCUAACCCGAGCACUUAUCGAAGAGCUGGAGAAUGUUGCAAAUGCAGUCCCAGGCCAGAAUUUAAAAGGAUCAGAGAACAAGAAGGGCAAAAACGACUCUGUGGUGGGUUUAGGUGGUAUGUUAAUAGAAAGAGGAGACCUGGACUUCACUGAGCAGCUCUGGGAGAAGAUGAGAAGAAGUGUAACCUCAUAUCAGGACAUAACAGACUCUCUCAAACUGGUCAUCAAAGCUCUGCGAUUUGGGCAGAUUAAACCUUGGGUCCACAGGGACAGCAGCAGCUCGCUGAGUAAACUGAUAGUGCAGUCCUACCAGCAGCAAGUAGACACGGUGCCUCUAACCAGCCUCAUGCCUGCCAUCAUGCUGCUGGAGCUGGGCCUGGACAAGAUGAGGAAAGACUACAUCAACUACCUUGUUGGGAAUGAGCUGACGACUCUCAACCACCUGAGUUACUACAUUAGCAGUGAGGUGAAUCUACAAGAGCAGGUGAUCAGACUGAGGAAACUGCACCACCUGCUGGAGGUCCUGGGAACCUGCAGCAACUAUCUCAGCUUGCCUCAUGAGCGUCUUUUCUUCUUUACUCAGUCAUGUUUGCAGUACUACAAAACAGCACCUUACGAGGAAGAGCAUGUGUUUCAGAUGCAAAUCAAACCUGCUCUGAUCAGUCACUUCUAUCAGACAGAACAGCCCUCAUCAUGGGGAGUGGAGGUAUCUAGUGGGCAGGGGUCACGAGAGGUGAAGACUACUUUACAUCUCAGUGAUAAACCUCUAGUGGAUCACAUCAGCUCAAACUCAGAUGUGCCACUGGAGGCCUCAGUGAACGGAGAGAUCGAGAAAACCGCAUACUUCAGAAUGAUGGUGUUCUGCAGCCUGGCCAGCUUCAGUUAGCAGGUGCGUUUGCGAAGGAGAAACAUAAGAAAUAGUGCAGUGAUGAGAAUGCAGAGGGUGCACACUGUGGGCACAACUAUCUCUGUUACCAUCUCCAUGUGGCUGGUCAAGGGAUCUGAAACACAGGCACAAUAAAACACUGACAUUAUAAGCUUGUUAGCAUAGUGCAAUGCAAGCAAAGAUAUUUAGUGUUGAACCAAUUGCUCAGUAUAACUCGUAGUGCUUUGCUUGAAUUUUUUAAAUAGUUAACACAUUUGCAUGCUGCUGUGCUGAGUUCGCAUAUAAAAGCCACAGAACUUGUAGGGUUGAUACUUUCUUCAGAUGUCCAUUAGACAUGUGCAAGUGUGUGCGUGCGAGUGAGCGAUUGGCUUACCAUGAAUAAGUCUUAGAAUAUUGGCAGCUGUACUUCUCUGUUCCUCUAUUAAAAACAAAGAGAAAUGCACUUAGGCCAGAAUCAGAGCAAGUGAAA